GUCAAGUUCGAUACGAUUUCAUUAUCCUUUUGAAAGUCACCAUAUUGUGAGGAUUUAGUUCUUCCCUGGAGAGUUUUGUCAUAGUGGGAAUAAUAUCAGAAAUUUUUAGGUAUUAAAGAAACGUGAAUGUGUCAAGUGUUAUAGAAAGAUGGACUUCCAAAAAAGAUGAAUAACACCACGCCGAGAUGGGUCCCUAAACACAGUGAAGACAUCACAAAGUUGUUUGAAAAUAGUAAAUCCUUGGAGUAUGAAUUUCGGAUACUGUCAUGGAAGUUUUCUACCCACAUCAAUUUAGAUUUGAUAAAUUUUUACGAGUUUCAGCAGUUAAUUGAAGAUAGUCGAAAAUGUUUCACGUUAAGCGAAGAAUUCCAACUAAACUUACGCAACCAGAUAACAUCAUCUGCAAGCAAAAAACUUCAGAGGAGUCCAUACAAAAUUUUACUUCAAACAAAAGCCCAUAUAUUGGCGGAAAACCUAAAUCGCAAACAUUAUCAACUAAUUUUCACCAUCAACAAAAUUAUAAAAUCGAUGCUGGAUUAUGAUCAACAGACUGAAAACCUUCUAGAUGCAGCCCUUCUUCUGUGCAGUUUACUAAACGAAUCUAUCGAAUUCACUCUGAAACAUGAGAAAAAAUCCUAUGGAGCUAAAAUCUGCAGCAACACCUUUCCGACGCUCCUUUUACAACAGAAAAAAGUUGAUAUUGGAAUUAUUUUACAGCUUUUAUCAAAAAGGAGGAGCGAACAAUGCUGUGUGACCUUGAUUUCCUCCUUGUUAACUGCCUGCAAAUUAGAGUUAACCCCAGGCGACGCAGAGUCUGAUAGUUCCAGUGUAGAAGUACUACGCACGCUGACAUCUCACCUAACUCCACCUUCGGAUAAAGAUGCCCAUCAGCAUGUAAUUGGAAUAGAUAGUAACGAUCCAGAUAAUAUUCGAUUUUUUGAUAACCUGGUCCAUGAACUAUCAGAAAAAGAUGGAAAGUUGAAAAAAGAGGAUCGUCUAUCAAUUCGUGAUGAGCUUCUGGAGAAUGUGAUACUCGAGGAGGAGAAUUUUAUUGCUAAUAUAAUUGCUAAAUGCUAUAAACUAUGCCCAAAUUCGUUUGAGUCAACAUCAGCUACGCCGGAUUUCCAAAAAUGGAUCAACCGAGGUACAAGAUCGCUUUGGACUCAGAUCGGAGGCACACUUGACCAUGUCAUACUUUGGUGGAGUGACGCACCGCUUGCGUGUCGGCCCCCAAUUUACGCUAAGCAGUUACGAGAUUGGCUUAUCUUACUUCAGCCAGACGAUGCACCAGAGCCAAUCUUUUCCACGCUACGAGGCCUCGGCGAGACACUCACAAUGCAUGUGACGACCACGAUGUGGGACACCCAAUUUCGGUUGGCUUUGGUCUCAUCUUCACUGAGUAACGCAGAUACUGUAAAUUUGAAGCGCUCGUUUAGCGAGUUGGUAUUGGAUGCUGUGGGGACAUCAACUGGAACACUUUGGUGUGACCUGCUUAAUACUCUUACCAACCUGUGUAACAGCUGUGAUCAAAAUGGUACAAUCCCCAAUCAAUUACCCAUAGUAGAGCAAAUACCUAUAUUACAUAGAUUAGAUCAUUCCAUCCAUUGUAUGCGACUCUGGGCUCUUUCUAAGGCCAAGCACUUCUGCUCUGAGUGGAAUAUGGACAUGUUCUUCAAAGUUGCCCACAAUGAUAUUGGAAAUUGCUUGGACAAUCUGCAUUAUCUGAGAGUUCCAGAGCUGGUUCCUGCUGAUCCCUUGGAAGUUUUGAUUGAAGUAUGCGUGAAACUAAGGGCGAAGCUUGUAUCGGAAAUCAAGGCUAAUAUUUUCAAACUGAAGACCACUUGUGCCGAAUGCAUCGAAAUCCUCUCAACGACAUGCCAAACUUACACCCUUGCAACCUUAAGCCUCUGCUUUCCACCAGCGAAAGUUUGGCAAAGUGAUACCAUCCACGAGGUCCCCGGCGACUAUGUUGAUUUCUUCAUGAAGCAAAUCUACCUUCCAAUAUUGGAAGCAACUCGUGAUGCAGAAAUUUUAAGUUUGACCUUAAAAAUCAUCUGUGAAGCCUUGCUCGAUCACAUCUAUUCAAAAAAGGUGAAAUUCAGUAAAAGCGGUGCAUUGAAUUUGCUUAAAGAUUUCGAUGGAGUCUCAAAGUGGAUCACUGAAUGUAAAGCGGUAUCUCCUGAGCACCUGGAUAAACUAGCAAAACAUGAGGUGCUAAGAAUGUGUGAAGGUGUCGGACGAAUUUUGUUACGAAAACCAGACGAGGCUGUUCCAAUCUUACAAUCCCCCAAGUACAAGAAGCGGGAUGAAGACGCAGAUCCUGAAGAAAAGGCGAAACUACCACCAGAAAUGUUUGUACCCAAUCAAAAACGAUGGUUAGAGCUACGAGCGAAAAACAGGAGAUCCUUUAAAUGUUUUUGUGCUUGUAAUGAUGUAGUUGAAAAAUGAAUACGAAUG
Molecule: messenger RNA, 2457 nt
Organism: Hermetia illucens (black soldier fly)
Lineage: Eukaryota; Metazoa; Arthropoda; Insecta; Diptera; Stratiomyidae
Exons: 11
Coding region: 166-2448 (760 amino acids)
Source: RefSeq, a predicted model, not a curated record